GGUUUGAACCACGCUAUGUUAUUAUUUUGUCAAAACAAAACAGUAAAAGCGGAGUAGUUGGUAUUGAAUGGGUUUUCGUUUGACGUGUGCUGUAAAUUUUGUUGCUCGAAGCUUACCCCGUUGACAUCAUAUUCUUAGAUAUCAGUGACAUGCAUCAAAAGACACCUAGCCGGCCCACUCCAAAGUUCUUUGGACAACAACAAAAAUUUUCUACUAAAAAGGAACGUGGUACUCCUAGGGAUGCCCUUCCACCAAGACCGCCUGUUAAAAGUGCACCACCAAUUAGCAGAGUUUUUAGUAACCGAAAUGAGUUGCAACGAGCCAGAGCAGUAUCGUUCGUGUCUACAUCUGACUAUAUCAGAAGCCCACAUUAUAAGGAAGCAAAUAAGCAGCUAUAUUUUGAGCAGUGUUUUGAGGUUGAAUGUAAACUUGGAGAAGGGUCGUUUGGACAGGUGUAUAAAGUCAGAAGUAAGGAAGAUGGCAGGUACUAUGCUGUGAAGAAAUCUCAACAGAAAUUUAGAGGAGAAUCUGACCGGUUACGGAAACUGGACGAAGUUCGCAAACAUGAGGUUCUGCCUAAGCAUGAAAACUGCGUUGAAUUUUUUAAGGCAUGGGAGGAGAAGCAGCAAUUGUACAUACAGAUUGAGCUGUGCCAAACUAGCUUGAGCAACUACUCGGAGAUGAAUCAUGAUAUCCCAGAAACACUCAUAUGGAACUACACAGUGGAUCUUCUUCUCGCUGUGAAGCACCUGCAUGAUCAUGAUCUCAUUCAUAUGGACAUCAAACCAGACAACAUAUUUGUGUCACAGGAUUGUGUUUGCAAGCUUGGAGAUUUUGGUCUUGUGGUUGAUUUAAAGAAGGGUGACAUAUCAGAGGCAUUAGAAGGUGACCCAAAAUACAUGGCCCCAGAACUGAUGGAUGGCAAGUUUGGGAAAGCAGCUGAUAUCUUCAGCCUCGGUGUGACUUUAUUGGAACUUGCAACUGACUUGGACGUGCCCCGUGGUGGAGCUGCCUGGCACCUGCUCAGAAGUGGCAACAUACCAAACUACAUAUUUAAAGGGCUGCAGCCAGGCUUGUGUGAAUUGCUUAGGCUUAUGAUGAACCCGAGUUACAUCCGUCGCCCGUCGGCCGAUGACAUACUACAGAUGCCUGCCGUACAGAACCAUGCAGUCAGGAGGAGGAGGCAGCUGCUGUCCAAGAAAGUGGUGAACCAAGUCAUGGCAUCGUUUUGUGCAGUGUGGCUCAUGUUGUUGGCACUGUGGAAAAUCGUUCUGUGGCCAGUGCAGAGUGUGAGCUUAAGACGACAGUCACACAGGCCACCAAGAGGUAUAGAAGCAGGCAUUCGACAAGGAUCAGGAUGGGACACAAGCUUCUCAGAUGAUGAUGUGUUUGAGAAUCCUUCAAACUUGUCACGCUCAUUCAUCUCGCCUCUAUCAGAGUCUUCCGAAUCAAACGACAGUAGGAAUGGGAUCCUGGAUGCACUACGCCGUGGUGCUUACUCUGCACCUGCAGCGAUGAAAGCUAGACCAAAAGUGGCGACGCCUCCUAGAAACAUGGUACCCCUUUCUCUGCUUGAUAGGAUGACGCCAGAAGCGAGUGCGCACCAUGACCACAGCAUCAACAAGUCACUGUUUCUGGAGACGUCAGGGAGCAUGGCUUCGAACGAUGAGUCCAUGGUCGCACCUGAAGCAAAGGUGAAUAUCGGCCCCAAGAACCUCAUGAGCGUGUUUGCCGCGGCAGACAUGUCAGACGAGGACUGAGCUGAUUCCUGUACGAAUCACACACUGUUUGUCGCCACAGUCAUCCGUCGAACGUCGCGAGGUGUUUCUGCUGUGCGAAAACCUGGGUUUUUAAGGCGUGGCCGAGAACACUGAGAAGGAUACAGUGAGUGAACUGGCAAUGGCUUACGUCAUCAUUAGGUUGUGUGAAAGAUGUUGAGAUGCCACUUUUCAAACUCGUGUGACGUGGGCAAAUGUGAGCAAUUUGCAAGAGCUGACUAAUAUGCUUGUGUGUGAAAGUUAUAUAGAAGUUAAGCAAGCGGAUAUUUGUUAUAUACGACACUGUAAAUUGUGCAGGAGAAAGGGUUAAAACAUCCAACAUAGAUGUUACACAUUGAUUGUAUAGACCAAGAUUAUUGUUAGAAAAUAAGUGAUUUGCUGUCAUGCCAAAUUCAUUUCUAAAAUAGAGGCUGGCACUUCCUUUAAAGAAUUCCAUUUGGUAUAGGUAUGGCAUUAAUGUUUGUGAAUAAUUGUCUAUAAAUAGUGCCUUUCUUGACAGGACCAAGUUUACGUAUAAACAUUCUGAUGAUGACACGUUUUGUGAUACAAGUACAGCGUCGGGCGGUGUCUGUAAAUGCGUGUAGAUAAAUCUGUAUUCCUGGUGUUCAGAGUAUAAAUCUCACGGUUACAUGGUUAGAAAUGCUGCAUAAUGCAGCUGUCGUGGUUUGGAUGUUAUGUAAAGAUAGAUACAUAUGAAUAGAUGUUGACUAAUUGACUAAAUUAACUAAUUAGACUGGGAGGAUAUUUAAUUUGUCAAGACCGCGUGCACGUAUAAAUAUGGACUGCAAGGAGCAAGUGGUUUGUGGCACAGCAUUACACAUAGGUAGUUGAAUCUAUCGAUAUAUUUGUAUAACAUUUAAUUGAACAAUGUGCAGUCUUUAGUUCUGUUCAUUUUUAGGAAUUCCUCUAGUUCAAAGUAAAGAAAGUACUGCACAAUUCACUAAAUUGAUAUGGCUUCAAUAGCCAUUGCAGUGCCAGUACUCACACGGAUAAUUAUUCGGCUGCCAUCAUCCCGGCAUGUGAUGCUUAAUAUUUCUACCUAGAUGGCAAUGUCAGAGCUGGGUAGCAUAUAAUUAAAAAGAGGUGAGAAACAACAAGCCUGUUGUAGUGAAUGAAGGCGCAUUGUGUUAAUGGCACCUGCUGAUUGCUUGUCGCUUAUGCUGUGUCAGGGUUGACAUCGAUGUAGUUGAAGAUUUCGUUUAGACCAAAUUUGUUGACACCGUUUCUGUCGGGCAUAUAUGUCCGCAGUGUGAGCACGGAGUUUAUAUCUGUUACUCAUAUUGAUAAUGUUACAGAGGCACAGGACGUGUAUUAUAGUUUCAUCAAUGAAACGUUCCAUCUACUCGGUUUAAAGAUCCAGCACUACAUUCCCAAUUUGAAGCUAGUCAAGUGCGAGUUUGUCUGCAAGCAGUAAUGAGAGCGGAACUGUCCUGAAUUCUACGAAGUUGGUGGCUCUGUAAUUAUGUCAGGGGUUGAGUAAAGUUAGUUGUUAGAUCGUAAGAUGAAAAGAACCCCAGGAAUUCCUCGUGUAUAGCGUGUAAUAAGUGUUUGAUGUUUGUUCAGUUGUUCAAAAUGCACAGUUGUGUGAAGCUAGGGAUGUAUGACAAACUUAUCAUCUUAAUUGUGUACUAUUUUGAUAUAAAUUAUAUUUGACCAGUUAGUUUUUUA
Priapulus caudatus is the source of this 3446-nucleotide messenger RNA. RefSeq names its product membrane-associated tyrosine- and threonine-specific cdc2-inhibitory kinase-like. Gene Ontology annotation, molecular function: ATP binding; protein kinase activity. Bases 150 to 1760 code for a protein of 536 amino acids. Gene Ontology annotation, biological process: protein phosphorylation. The record is from RefSeq and is a predicted model, not a curated record. The transcript has 14 exons. Lineage: Eukaryota; Metazoa; Priapulida; Priapulimorpha; Priapulimorphida; Priapulidae.